Jatropha curcas is the source of this 2469-nucleotide messenger RNA. The record is from RefSeq and is a predicted model, not a curated record. NCBI's taxonomy places the organism in Eukaryota, Viridiplantae, Streptophyta, Magnoliopsida, Malpighiales, Euphorbiaceae.
AUGAAAUUGAGUAUUUUGCUUCAAUAUGAUGAUGAAAAGUGGAGUGCGUCUAUAGUCAAGCUCGGCAAAUUAGUAGCCCUCGAUGAUCCUAGAACUGAUAUGCAUAGGUUUCUAUACGAAGUUUUUGCGAUUGGAUCACAAAUGCUAAGGGAAUGUGGAAGACUUGCAGUUGUUAUAGGCACUGCUGCUUCUCUUAUUGUUCCUCUGGUGGUAACUACUGGUUUUGCCUAUUUUAUACGGGAAUACUUUAGAAACUCAGAUUUUGAAAUUUACGAAAGCCUUCCAUCAGUUGCUGUUCUUGUAUCUACUGCUUCUUUUCAUGUGAUCUUAAUCGUCUUGACAGACGUCAAGCUUAUGAAUUCUGAACUAGGCCGUCUAGCUCUCUCUUCUUCUAUUAUCAGUGGAUUAAGCAGUUGGGUUUUUCUAGCACUUACUUUUGAAGUCAAAGCAAACACUGAACUAAGACUUGUAAAAUCAGGAAUAGUAUACUCACAGAUUAGCAAAGUAGUUCUGAUUUUGAUAAUUUUUUUCAUUUUACGCCCAAUAAUGCUUUGGAUCGUUAGACAAACCCCAGAUGGAAAGCCUUUGAAGGAGUCAUUUAUUUGUGAUAUUUGCUUGAUGGUACUUUCUUCUGCUCUUUUUGGGGAAUAUAUGGGCCAACAUUUUCAUUUUGCGCCUGUAAGUUUAGGAUUGGCUACUUCUGAUGGUUCUCCAAUGAUUUCUAGUUUAAUGGAGAAGCUUGAUUGCUUUGUAGAAACAAUUCUGGUACCAUGUUACGUUCUUGAUGCUUGUAAAAGAACCAACAUUUUCGCCAUGGGAGUUGAAAAAUUUGCUGUUGUUGAGUUAACAAUGAUUGUAGCUUCUGCAGCGAGGCUUUUAUCUGUUAUUAUCCCCGCAAUUUAUUUCAAAUUAUCUGUUCGUGAUGCUCUUUCAUUGGGAUUCAUAUUGAAUUGCAAAGGACUUUUUGAUGUGCAACUUUUUUCUCGCGCAAAUAAAGUAAUGUUCAUCUCAAAUGAGACCUACGCCAUGUUGAACAUAUCCUGUGCAUUGCAUUGUGCUGUUUUUACAUGGCUAGCUAAAAUUCUGCAUGAUCCUUCAAGAAGAUAUGUUGCUUAUAAAGGGCGAACAGUCCAACACAGUUUCAAACGUUCUGCUGAGUUGAGAAUUCUUGCUUUUAUCCAUCAACAAGACAAUGUGCCUUCCAUUAUUAACUUGCUUGAAGAUUCUAAUCCUACAAAAGAAGACCCAAUUGAAGUUUAUGUUAUGAACCUGAAGCAAUCAGAAAUAGGCACAGUCCCUCUUCUUAUCUCACUCCAGUUUGGUACUUCUUCAUCAACUGAUCAUAAAUAACAUGAAAUCGAUCGCAUCAUCAAAGCCUUAAGUCGAAUUGGAUAUCGAAACGAAGGACUUUCCAUGGUUCAAUGCUACACAUCCUAUGCACCUUAUCCAACAUUACAUGAUGCUGUUUGUUCUAUGGCUCAAGGGAAGUUUACAUCCUUAAUAAUCUUACUAUUUCAACAUUCUGACGAUCCUUCUAUCACAAUUAUCAACAAGAAUAUCUUGCAAUAUGCUCCUUGUUCUGUUGGCAUUCUUUUCAACAAUGGAAAAAUUAGAGCAUCAAUUGCGCCUUGCAAGGCUAUGAAAAGGGUGUGCCUACUUUUUCUUGGAGGUCCUGAUGAUCGUGAAACAUUAGCAUUUCGUGCACGCAUGGCUAUGCAUAGAUACAUUAUGCUUACAGUUAUAAGAUUCAUAUCAGAAGAUCAAAGCGACGCUGAUUUAAUAGAAAAAAGGCGCGAUAUAAGUAAUAUAAACGAGUUCAAGCUUCGCACUAGUAGUAGCAGCAAUGCUGUGAAAUUUGUUGAAUAUACAGUAACACAAGGAUCUGAAACUGCAACGGUGCCGAGGUGCUUCGACCUGAUUUUGGCAGGAAGAAGACAUGAUCCGAAAUCUUCAGCAAUAACAGGACUAUCAGAAUGGAAAGUGAUUGAUGAAUUAGGUGUAAUUGGAAAUAUAUUGGCAUCUUCAGAUUUUGAUUGCCAAGCACCUGUGCUUGUUAUACAACAACAGGCUUCUGUAGUGGAAGAAAUGCUUGUCCAAGAAACAUAUCAAGAAGAGAAAGUAUCAGUGAUGCGCCUGGUUCAAGUUUUGCUUCAAGUGAUAGUACUUGACAUUUAAUAUUAUGUUAUUUUGUUAAUAAAUUUUUGUACGUGUGAAAAUUAAUUAAGGUUGCUCCUUACUAAAUCAAAAAUUGUAAAUAUUUUCUUGCUUGAUAGUCUAUUUUGCAAACUGGUUUGGACUAUAUUUUCUCUUUUCUUUUUCCAAACUGCUGUUGAGUGGUGUUUAAUCUUUUCACCUGUUGCUAAUAAAGCUUUUGUAAAACAUCAUGGGUGCUAAUUUGAAAGCAGGUCAAAACUCAAAAAUUGUAAAUGGAAAUUUGGCCAUCGAGUAGUGUUUAUAUAUUUGUUUAAA